Molecule: messenger RNA, 946 nt
Organism: Rhizophagus irregularis DAOM 181602=DAOM 197198
Lineage: Eukaryota; Fungi; Glomeromycota; Glomeromycetes; Glomerales; Glomeraceae
Source: RefSeq, a predicted model, not a curated record
AAAAAAGUAUCCUUCUCUCUGACGGAACUUAGAAAAUCACAGAUUAAAAUAACAAAAAUGGAGGUUGCUACUAUUGCACAUGCUAAAAUAUUGUUGCUCUAUAUGCAGCAUUUUGUAAGAAGAUUCGUAGGUUUUAAAACAAUGGCAACAGUUACCAUUAGUAACAAUCAUCAAGAGAUGAAACUUACUGAUCCUGAUGUCUUCGCACCUGGAGAAAUGAAUAAUCCACUGAAUCCAACCAUUACCCCAGGACAAACACCGAAUUCAUCAAAAUUCGUCUCUAAACUUGGAAGGUUCACUUCGCAAGGAAUGAUAUCAUAUAAGAUAAUUGGCCAAACCGGACCAAAUUGGGACCCUCUAUACCUUAUAGUUACAUGGAAAGUAAAAUUAAUAGCUGGGGAAAAUUCAAUAUGUAUUAAUGUACGUGAUUAUCAAUCACCACCACUCGAAAAUAAGACCCCUGAAGAAAAAUAUUUUUUAUUCAAGGAGUUGCAUAAAAAAGAAAAUAGGAUUUAUCCAGGUGGAACUGCUAAGUGGGAUGAUGACAGUUCUUUUUUUAUUGCCAGAGGAACAAUUGAUAAUAUGUCUAACGCAACAAUCAAAGUUAGUUUUGAUCAACAAUUAUUACGAGGUUAUUAAACAUUUGUUUAAUUAUGCAACAUAUAUGUACAGACAGUAUAUAUAUUGGAUGGGGGAGUAGCUAUGUCGGUCACAGGACCGAUACAGCCCCACAUCCCACAUCCAAUAAAAGUUUGGCGUUUUUGAUCAUGCAUUAAUUAUAACAUCAUAAAUAAGCUUUCAUUUUUAUGCUAUUUUUAAUCCACUUUAUAAAGCUUUAUUUAAGCUUUUCCUAUAAAAUAUUCACUCAUAACAUUUUUUUACUCCACUUUAUUAUAUCAAUCAUGUAUUAUUGUUAUGCCUAAUAAGAAUAUCGGCCUAUUGAGCU